This is a messenger RNA of Penicillium samsonianum, 1182 nucleotides long. RefSeq names its product DUF1996 domain-containing protein. The transcript is spliced from 2 exons. The record is from RefSeq and is a predicted model, not a curated record. The coding region runs from base 1 to 1182 and encodes 393 amino acids. NCBI's taxonomy places the organism in Eukaryota, Fungi, Ascomycota, Eurotiomycetes, Eurotiales, Aspergillaceae.
AUGCACUUCAAAGCCUUCUGCACGGUCGUCAUCUCCGCGGUCUUUUUCGCGUUAGCAUUGGCAAAGGAUUCGCGUACCUUCGCCGUGAACCAUUUCUAUGGCAAUGGCGCCUUGACAAUGGGCCGAAUGGAUCCAAUUAUGGACCCUGGAAAGGCAGCUACGCACUCGCACGCCAUCCAAGGAGGAAGCAACUUCAAUCUCACCAUGACAGACGACGCCCUCAUAGACUCAAACUGCACCUCAUCCCUCGUCGACGCCGACAAGAGCAACUACUGGACUCCGUCGCUAUACUUCCAAGCCGACAAUGGCAGCUUCCUCUCAGUUCCAAUGUUCUACAUGAACGUCUACUACUUCUUCGAAGCAACCGACGACGAGAUCAAACCCUUCCCUGUCGGUCUGCGCAUGUUUAUCGGUAACAGUUCCCUACGCACACCACCCCCGGGUGGUGCCGGCAAUGUCCUCGACACAAACCAGGGAGCUAUUCAACCUGUCCAGUUCACAUGUCCCCGCUCUUCUUACGAUAUACCCUCCUACCCACCAGAUUCAGAUGGGCUCCGCGGCGUCGGUAUUCAAGAUCCAAAUAAUGCCGGAGCUGGCGCUGGGUUCCCGCAUAUGAACUGCGAUGGCUACGCGUCGCCCCUACGUGCCGAUAUUCAUUUCCCAUCGUGCUAUAAUCCUAAGGCUGGGCUACAUGACUACAAGACAAACAUGGCCUUCCCUAGUAGCAAGGGCACCACUGGUGGCAAGGCGAAUUGUCCAUUUGGUUGGAUCCACGUUCCUCAUAUCUUCUACGAGGUGUAUUGGAAUACGCCGCUGUUUGCUGAACUGUGGACGGAGGGUACUGGCUCGCAGCCUUUUAUUCUCAGUAACGGCGAUCGGACGGGGUAUUCACUUCAUGGUGACUUUAUCUCUGGAUGGGAUGAAUCGGUCUUGCAGAAGAUCAUUGAUAACUGUGAUGCUGGGGAUUCGGGAAUGGACAAGUGCGCCGAUGCUGGUUUCAUCAAUGACGCCUCAACUACAUGCAACAUACCCAAUCUGGUUCCCGAGCUGGUCGAUGGCGUUCUUGAAAAAUUGCCUGGAAAUAACCCGCCGACCGGUUGGGGACAGGGUGGAGCGGAUGGGGCUUCUAAGCAAAAAGUCAAGAGACACAUUCAUGGGCACUCGCGUGGAAAGCAUGCUUAA